AAGGGUCGAGCGAGGGAUUCUCUCGUCUCUGUAUUAUCGGGAAGUAACGGCGAUGGCCGCUGCUACCUCCGUCAGCUUAUGAGGUUCUCCCGUCCCUCUAUUACUUUCCUUUGCCGAAAGAAUUCAUCCCUCGAAGGUCCACUUUCUACCUUUUUCUCUCUCCUGUAUCGCAUCAAUAACAGGUCUUUCAUGGCCACUCCCAUCACUCAAACUCCCACGCCUCCCGUCGACUCCCAAGAGAAUCUUGACGACCUUAUCUGCUCUGAUGUCAGUCAUUCCUGUUUUCUCGAGCAGCAUCUCUCUUCUUCGUCUUCGUCUGAUUUACCUUCUCCUUCGUUUUCUUUGGGUUCUCCAAGUCGUUGCUUGAAUGGAGAGUGGCGUAUCGAACGAGCUUGGGCUCACUGGAAGAAAUUAGGGCAACCAAAGUUCAUUGUUGCUCCUAUGGUUGACAACUCUGAGCUUCCUUUCCGGAUGCUUUGUCGCAAGUAUGGUGCUGAGGCCGCCUACACCCCGAUGUUGCACUCCCGCAUAUUCUCCGAGACCGAGAAGUACCGCACUCAGGAAUUCACCACCUGCAAGGAAGAUCGUCCAUUAUUUGUCCAAUUUUGUGCAAAUGAUCCAGAUAUUUUGUUGGAAGCAGCAAGAAUGGUGGAACCUUUCUGCGAUUAUGUGGACAUUAAUCUUGGGUGUCCACAGCGCAUUGCCAAGAGGGGAAACUAUGGGGCUUUUCUAAUGGAUAAUCUCCCCGUCAUCAAGUCACUAGUAGAAAAAUUGGCUGUUAACCUUAAUGUUCCUGUUUCAUGCAAAAUCCGUAUCUUCCCAAAUUUACAAGAUACUGUCUCAUAUGCAAGGAUGCUUGAGGAAGCUGGGUGCUCUCUUUUAGCUGUCCAUGGUCGAACUAGAGACGAAAAAGAUGGAAAGAAAAUCCGAGCUGACUGGAAUGCCAUCAAGGCUGUAAAAAGUGCUGUCAGGAUACCGGUACUGGCAAAUGGAAACAUACGCCACAUGGAUGAUGUACACAGCUGUUUGGAGGCGACGGGUGCAGAUGGCGUGCUGUCAGCUGAGACUCUUCUGGAGAAUCCGGCUCUCUUUUCUGGGUAUCGGACUGCUGAUUGGGAAGAUGGCAGUGAUGACAGCAUGGUAGAUGCAGGACUAGACCAGGCAGAUUUAUGUAUCGAGUAUUUGAAACUCUGUGAAAGAUAUCCGGUGCCAUGGAGGAUGAUCCGUUCUCAUGUGCACAAGAUGUUAGGAGACUGGUUUAGGAUUCAGCCGCAUGUGAGGGCGGAUCUCAAUGCACAGUCUAUACUCACCUCUGAAUUUUUAUAUGAUAUGGUAAAUCGGCUUAAGGAGUUGGGCACAAGGGUUCCACUUUAUACGAAGGUUAGUGAUGCAGGAAGAAUUUCAGCAAAUGGACACAUUUAGUGCAGGAGUUUGAGCUUCUGACAGGAAGGUUUCAGGUGCUAAUCAAAUUGGAUACCUGGUGAAACUGGGACCAGAUAAUGCUGCCACAGUACUUUGUUUCUUGAAUUCAUUUAACUCUACGGCCCUCAUCAAUCUUUUUCUUCCAUUUAGAACUUUUAGUGUCCAUCUUGACUAGCACCUUGAUACAGUGACCUAGUGAUAUGAGAUGCUGUAAUGUUGGUGGUUGAGGAGAGGAGUCGAAUUGUAGCAGAAAAAAAGGGGA
This is a messenger RNA of Telopea speciosissima, 1684 nucleotides long. RefSeq names its product tRNA-dihydrouridine(16/17) synthase [NAD(P)(+)]-like. Gene Ontology annotation, biological process: tRNA processing. The transcript has 3 exons. The record is from RefSeq and is a predicted model, not a curated record. Bases 79 to 1422 code for a protein of 447 amino acids. NCBI's taxonomy places the organism in Eukaryota, Viridiplantae, Streptophyta, Magnoliopsida, Proteales, Proteaceae. Gene Ontology annotation, molecular function: tRNA dihydrouridine synthase activity; flavin adenine dinucleotide binding.